Klebsormidium nitens is the source of this 2841-nucleotide messenger RNA. NCBI's taxonomy places the organism in Eukaryota, Viridiplantae, Streptophyta, Klebsormidiophyceae, Klebsormidiales, Klebsormidiaceae. The record is from the annotation of a GenBank genome assembly.
AUGGCGCGUUCCCCGACGUACGACCCUGCUGCGGGCAUGGGCGGGCUGUCCAUUUCGGAGGGCGAGGGCGUGUCGUCCAAGGCGGCGCGCUUCCCCGUGCGGCCCAGCCCGGGCACAAUCGGGCGAAGGGCCAACCUGUUCGCCAACCACUUCUUCGCCAGGUUCAAGCCGGAGCUGGAGCUGCACCACUACGACGUGUCGCUGACCCCUGAGGUGACGUCACGCGGCGUGCGCCGUGCUGUGAUCCGCGAGCUGGUUAUACAGUACCAGCACACAGAGCUGGGCCGCAAGCUGCCCGUCUACGAUGGCAACAAGAGCCUGUACACGGCGGGCCCGCUGCCGUUCCAGAACAAGACGUUCGACAUCCAGCUGCCCGAGGAGGAUGAAGGGCCCCGCGCAGGCGGAGCACCCGCGCGCGGGCGCGAGGAGCGCCGUUUCAAGGUGGUGAUAAAGAUUGCUGCGCGCGUGGACCUGUUCCGCCUGGACGAGUACCUGGCGGGCCGCCUGCCCGAGGCGCCGCAGGAGGCGCUGCAGGCGCUCGACAUCGUGCUGCGCGAGCAGGCCACCAUCAGGGACGUCCCCGUGGCCCGGUCCUUCUUCCACUCGGAGCUGGGCACUCGGCAGCUGGGCGGCGGCCUGGUCGCGUGGCGCGGCUACUACCAGUCCCUGCGCCCCACGCAGAGCGGCCUCUCCCUCAACUUGGACACGCUGUCGACGGCUUUCUACGAGCCGGUGGACCUGGUGGAGUUCACGUCGCGCAUGCUCAACCGCAACGUCCGCCAAGUCCGCGCGCCGCUCAACGACGCCGAUCGAGUCCGGCUGAAGAAGACGCUGGUGGGCGUCAAGGUGGAGGUGACGCACCGUGGCGACGAGCGUCGCAACUUCCCGAUCGAGGGCCGCCAGACGAGCGUGGUGGAUUACUUCCGGCAGCAGUACAACUACGAGAUCAAGUUCGACUGGCUGCCCGCCGUCACCGUGGGCCAGCAAAAGUCGUCCUACCUGCCCUUCGAGGUCUGCGUCAUCGUGCCCGGCCAGCGCUACUCCAAGAAGCUGUCGGACAAGCAGGUCACGGAGCUGCUGCGCGCCACGUGCCAGAGGCCGCACGAGAGGAUGGGCGAGAUCCAAAAGAUCGUGGACCGCAACAACUACAACAACGACCCGUACGUCAAGGAGUUCGGGCUGCACGUCAACCCCAAGAUGGCCAACUUCGACGGCCGCAUCCUUAACCCGCCCAAGCUGGUGUUCGGGCGGAAUGCGGAGGUGAUGCCGGUGAUGGGCACGUGGAACAUGGCCGGCAAGCAACUGGUGACGGGCAGCCAGUGCCCGACGUGGGUGCUCAUCAACUUCUCCCCCGCGCGCUGGGUGGACCCGGGGACCGCCAACCGCUUCGCCACCGCGCUCGCCAACACCUGCAACCAGCUGGGCAUCGAUGAGCACGUUGCGUCACUCUUACGAACACGCCUUGCGUUUCCACUGCACCUGGCUGAUGCGAUCUCCCGCGCUGACGUCACGCAGCAAAUGGCGCGGCAGCCGGCGACGGGGACGGUGGCGGCGGACCGCGCGCUGCGCGACCCGGACCAGCUGGCAUCCACGCUGCGCGGGGUGUGCGACGACCUGCGCAGCCGCAACGGGAAGAUGCCGGACCUCCUCGUCUGCAUCCUGCCCGACAUCGGGCCCUUCUACGGCGACAUCAAGAAGGUGUGCGAGACGGAGAUUGGCGUGCUGUCGCAGUGCGUGCUGAGCAAGCACGUGGGCAAGUGCCAGGCGCAGUACCUCUCCAACGUGGCGCUCAAAAUCAAUCUAAAGCUGGGCGGCCGCAACUUCUUGAUGGCGGACGAGUACGCGAAGAAGCUGCCCAUGGUGUCCGACAAGCCGACCAUCGUCUUCGGGGCGGGGCUCACGCACGCGCACCCGGGGGAGGAGUCCGCCUCCAUGUCCGCGGUGGUAGGCAGCGUGGACUGGCCGUACGUAAACCGGUACCAGUGCCGCGUGAGCAGCCAGCCCGCGCGGCUGGAAAUCCUGCAGGACCUGUACACGUGCAAGCGCACCGCGGGCGGCCAGAUGCAGCACGGCGGGGUCAUCCGCGAGCUGCUCAUCGCCUUCUACCAGGCCACCGGCCAGAAGCCCGCGCGCGUCAUCUUCUUCCGGGACGGUGUGAGCGAGGGACAGUUCCAGCACGUGCUUAUGUAUGAGCUGGACGCGAUCCGCAGGGCGUGCGCGAGUCUGGAGGCUGGGUAUCAGCCGACGGUGACCUGGAUCGUGGUCCAGAAGCGGCACCACCUGCGCCUCUUCCCGGGCGACCAGAACAAGGACCGCAGCGGCAACACCGUGCCCGGCACGGUGGUGGACACGACGGUGUGCCAUGUGCGCGAGUGGGACUACUAUUUGUGCAGCCACGCGGGCAUCCAGGGCACGAGCCGGCCGACGCACUACCACGUGCUGGCGGACGAGAACGGCUUCAGCACGGACCAGCUGCAGAACAUCACCAACAGCCUCUGCUACACCUACCAGCGCUGCACGCGCUCCGUCUCCAUCGGUCAGCGCCGCGACCCAGCGCCUUUCGGUCGCAUUCUAGACUCUUUGUGCUUCAUCUUCCGACGGAGAAUAUGUUGUCUUUUCUUGUCACCGAGCAUCCCGCCGGUGUACUACGCAGGCCUGGGCGCUUUCAGGGCCAAGUUUUACCUGGAAGGCGGAGAAAGCAGUGGCGGAGAAAGCAGCAGCGGCAUCAGCGCUACGGGGGGCGCCCCCAGCGCGCGCACGAGCACCGGCAGAAGCUCGCGCGCGCCCGCGCCCAUGCCGCCGCUCAAGGAAAACAUCAAGAAGACAAUGUUUUUCUGCUGA